Molecule: messenger RNA, 1014 nt
Organism: Drepanopeziza brunnea f. sp. 'multigermtubi' MB_m1
Lineage: Eukaryota; Fungi; Ascomycota; Leotiomycetes; Helotiales; Drepanopezizaceae
Biological process (GO): rRNA processing; ribosomal large subunit assembly
Cellular component (GO): nucleus
Molecular function (GO): nucleic acid binding; 3'-5' exonuclease activity
Source: RefSeq, a predicted model, not a curated record
AUGGCACCAGAACUAUCGAGCAAUUGGAAGAAGCUACAGGCGACAUUAAACGCGGAGUCUCAGGCCAGUGCGGAAAGGAAGAGGAAGGCGGUGCCGACGGAGCGACAACUGAAUACUCUCGCGAAGCGCCGCAGACUAGAGGGCAAGCCAGUCAAGGUGGCAACAGGCGUCAAGCAGAGCAUCGUCAAGAUCAAAGAGAAGAAGGAGAAGAAGAAUAAGAUGGGCAGUGCAGUCAGCGCGGAGGAGGCGGUGCCAUCGCCACGACCGUCAGAGGAGCCAGAUGCAUCCGCGCCAUCUGCAUCACUUGCUCUCUGGGCGGAGGAUAACGACAUUUCAGCCAAGGAUCUCGCCGAAGCAUACGGAGGAAGCCUGAAAGAUACUACGAUCAAGGGCACGAUGCCGGAUAUCAUCAACGGAGGGUUGAUUGAGGGUGUAGAGAUUGGCAAAUACGUCGGGAUUGACUGCGAGAUGGUCGGCGUGGGCGAAGGGGGCAUUCGGUCAGUCUUGGCCAGAGUCAGUAUCGUCAACUUCCACGGCACGCAGGUCUACGAUUCUUUUGUGAAGCCGAAGGAGCUUGUCACAGAUUGGAGGACGCCUUUCAGUGGUGUGUCCCCAAAGAACAUGCCGACGGCAAGGGAUUUCGACCAGGUCCAGAAGGAGAUCGCCGCGAUACUGAAGGGCACGAUUUUGGUUGGGCAUGCGAUACAGAACGAUUUGGCAGCAAUCAUGCUGGGCCAUCCGAGACGGGAUAUUCGGGAUACGUCGAAGUUCUCCGGGUUUAGGAAGUACAAUAAUGGAAGGGCACCGAGCUUGAAGAAGCUGGCCAAGGAGCUUCUGGGAGUAGAUAUUCAAGGAGGGGAACAUUCCAGUAUUGAGGAUGCCCGUGCUACUAUGCUUCUCUUCAGACGUCACAAGCAUGCCUUUGAUAUGGAGCAUGCCCAGAAGUAUCCCACGGCGAAUCCGGCAUCCAACAAGGCGAAUACACAGAAGAAGAAGAAAAAAGGGAAGCGUUGA